AGGCAGGCGACGAUUGACCGUGAGCACACUUUCCUAUCAGCCUAUCAGAGACGAAGGCGCCAAAGAACCAACAUCUUUCCUUUCUCCAGUGGUCCUGAGAAAACUAAAGACGGGUUACGUAACGUAAGGCACCGGAGUGUAUUUACAUACAGUUUAUUCGUUGUAGCCAACUCGAAGAGGAGUUUGGUUUCCUGUCCCGCCUUAUUCAUCGACGUAACCUUAUUAGCAAACUCGUCCUUCCCUCAGCUCGACCAAUCCACGCCUCUGCUUGUGGAAUGCUCCGCCUGUCUUGUCCCUUGACCGGCAGUGCUGUGCUAUGAAGAACGGUACGCUUGGGGAAUACUAUUUACCUCGCCAACGCAGUCGAGGGGUGCCGCAGCGUUUGGAGACAUGACCCAGUACCUCAACAGCAGCCAGAGCAACGGCGGGGACAGCCGGCCCUUGUGGGGAUCCCUUGGUAGCCCCGCCAGGCUGUAUUGUAAGCUGGCGGGCCGGGCAGACGGCGCCCGGAAUGGCAGGAACCAGUGUAUUACUGACUUCUUUCUGCCAGCUCCAAAGCAAGAUCGAGCUGUGUUAUGUAGUCCAGAAAAAAGAAAUGGGAAGGUUGGGCUUCCAGUCUCACAUGCAGGUCAUCCUAGAAGAAAUGUAUCUUCUCCAAAGCAAAAUAGAAGGAAGAAAUUUCCACCUCCACCCCCUGAUAGAAGCCCUAUAAUUGAUGCAUUUUUCAAAGUUGCUAAGAUAGAGAAAAAAGACAGUUCAAAUAAUGAUGGAGCUUCUAUAGCUCUGGAAACCUCAUAUGCAAAAGUUGCAUCCCGGAAACUCUUUACAUCAGAAGGCUCUUCGGACUGUUCCUUCAAAAAUGAUACUUGUAUGAGGGACCUGGAAAAGAGUGAAAAAUGUCCUGUUCAAACAAGAACACCAUUAGUAGAGAACAGUAGAGAAUGUGAAAUGGAAUAUAUGGAUCUAGACACAGUCAGUCCAGUCUUCAACAAACAGGUUUCAGCAUCAGAAAAUGACAGCUUGCGAAAAGAAAGCCAUAUAUCCUGGUGCCAAAAAACAAGUUGUUCCAAGAUGCUGCAAUCCAGUCCAGCAAAUGCAUUGCAUCAGUCAUCAACAGAGGUCCUUGGCAGCAAUAAACAAGAUACCAUGGACUUCUUAAGAAAAAGAUCAUGUUCAGCUUCAUGGGAAUCUUCCACAGAUUGCGAUCAUGACACCAUCCUUCCCUCUUCAAGUGACUUAAAUGAGUUGAAUGAUGAAGAUUCAAAUCUAGAGAUAUACAUGUCGAAUAAAAAAUUACGGAGCCUUUCUGAUAGUGAAGAUGGGAAUCCUGACUGCAGUCUGGACAGCAGUGAUGAUGAGAUACUAUUGCCAUUUGAGGAAAUACUGGCUCGGAGUGCCAAAUCUCCAAAAAACCCUGAACCCAUAAGUGAUGAGGAUGAUACACAAGAUAUUGUGAUUCCAUCACACAAUAGUCUUCUUUCCAAACCUUCCAUUGAGACUCAGGUCUCAUAUGUCAAUCGGCUGGAACAUCUUCUGAAGGAGAAGGAGGAAUUCAGAAGGGUAGAUGAACUAGAGAAACAGCUUCAGGAAGUUAAAUGGGAAGUUGAAAGAGACUUGUCUAAAGAACUACCUAAUGAUGGAGAACUGUCUGCUGAACACAGAGCCUUUAUAGAGAGAUAUUCAGUAAUUGAUGCUAUUCCAGACCAGCACCCUGGAGAAAAUAUAUUCCAAAUUGCACAGGCUGGGAAGAUUUUCAGUCAGCAUAACCUUGAUCUGAGGAAUUCUGGAUUCUUUCCUCAUAAUCCUAUUGAAAAAUACCUUCUUGGCUCGGGAAUAACUCAGCAGCUUUUUGUAAUUAAUGAAGGCUUACUUAUGUCUGCUUACCAUAGUUCUCCUUGCCCAGUACCCAUUUUAAAGUGGAUGUUUCGGAUGAUGUCAGUUCAUUCAGACAGAUUUGUUUCAAAGAAGAUUUUGGAUAUGUUGAUGGCAUUAACAAUUAAAAAUGCAUCGAUUUCUGAUCAACCAAGGCUAUGGAUUCCAUCGCUAUUUGAUAUAGCAACUGUGUUAAUCAAUAUGGGUGUUCCCUUUAACACACUAUUUCCUCUGCUGCAUUUUCAGCCUACCUUUACUGAGGAUAAUAUUAAGUCUGAAAUGUACAGGACUAUGGGGAAUCAAACCACUGGAGAUUUCUCAGAAAAUCUGCCUUUUUUCUUCCUGGUUCAAAGCUGUCUUUGCAACAUGGCUAAGUUUCUACAGCUGUGUGUAGGUAUAUGCCCAGAACAUUACACAGACAAAGAAAUACUUCUGUUGCUGUUACUUUUGUUUAAACUGAGUCUGGAAAAAGAGCUGAAACAAUAUCCCCUAGUGGACUUGGAGUACCUUAUUAUAAAACUGCUGGAAAAUAUCAGAAGAUGGGAUACAGAGAUGCCCAAGUUGUGUCUGGCAAUAAGUGACCUGUCCAGCCAUCACCAUGACCUCUUGUGGUUGGUUCAGUUUAUUCCCAAUUGGACAUCACGUGGAAGACAAGCAAGACGACAUCUUAGCUUGGUAGUAAUUUCAAAGCUUCUUAAAAACCAUGUGAAUAUACCCAGUAGUGAGGACCAACAGAUGGCACUUCUGUGCCAGGAUCUGGUGGAGAUGAAGCCUUCAAAUUGUUUAAAGAAAAUUACAGAAACAGAGAUGCAUCAAGAUGGUCUUAGUAAAGAGUCUCUUCUCUCUGAAUUUGAGCCCCAGGCCUACUACCUUACCUAUGUUCUGCUUCACUUGGUCAGGGAAGCUAGCAAUUCUGAGGCUGCAUAUUCUAAUCAAAGGAAAUGGCUGCUGAAGCUCUGUAGUACUCUGGAAAAACAUGUGAAAUGUGAUAUCAGGGAAGAUGCCAGGCUGUUUUAUAGAACAAAGGUGAAAGAUUUAGUUGCCAGAACAUACAGCAAAUGGCAACAGAUGAUCCAUAGUUCUCGGCCUACUCAGGGGACGAUUCAUGAUUUUUGGGAUCCAGAUUCUUAAAAUGGAUGGAUUGGGAAGAGUGUCAAAAUCAGUUCUUCAGACAAGGAAACAGUGAUUGAAAACUACAGAACUAAGAACAGGAAGAAGAUAUCCUGUAAUUGAAACUUCACUUCUUUGUGUGCCAUUAGGGUUCUUCUGUGCUCUUUCUUCAAUAUCUUAAAAAUAAGGAUUUUUUAUAAUAAAGAUUAAUCCUGUUUUUUUUAAGAGUCCAGAUUAUGUUUGGCAGGUAGCCCUUUUCUAUUUGUAAGGAGUCUUCAAGCCAGUCUGACUUGAACUCUAAAGCUCCCCCCACCAGUAAAGUAAAAAUCUGUGUAUUUUAAUGUUCUUUUCACUCAGUUCCUAAUCCUAUAAAUGAUAGCAAUGACAAAGGAUGUCACUGUAAAGUUGACCAUGAUGAAAUAAAUUUUAGACAAAGUAAUAAACGUUUGGUUUGGUAUCAAAAGGAACCCUCUCUGAGAGCCUUGCUAAGGUUCAGUUCAUUUCUAUGGCGAAAGUAUCUGGGGAUCCUUCAUACAUCAUAUUCACUAGUGAUGGCUCUUUGGAGUGGUGUGGUGGAUCUGUGAAAGUGAAAGGUGUGCUGAUGAUAGGUCAAACGCAUGAGCUAAAAUUUUAUAUAAAAAACUGCUCUCAUUGAUAUCAAUGGGGCUUAAUCUCGAAUUCUGUAAGCAAAGGGGGCAAUAAACAAACAGAUUACAGACAGUGCAAGCCUAAAGAGUUGUAACUUUCUGAGAUGAUUUAAUUUAGAAGAAUAUAACUCUGUUUAGGAUUACACUGUGGGUCUGGUUUUAAGAUGUUUUUAAAGAAGAUUAAGAUGAUUCAUGGAAAUACAAUGCUUAAAAGUAGCAAAGUUAUAUGAGAUUAGGCAAAAGUCUCUUUUUCUGAAAAUAUACGUAAAUGUCCAUUCAGAGACGAGCUUAUUCUUCUGUGUUGUGUCAUGCCCCUAAAAAGUAUGGAUUAUGUAUGUAGAAUUUAUGUAUUCGUAUUCCAUAAUUAGUCUUCUGCUAAUUAAUGACUUGGAUGUAUAUUGACUAACUAAAUCUCUAUUUUACUUUGUGUGCAAUUACAUAUUCUAAACUUUUUGCACUGCCAUAUUUAUGCAUACAGAAUUUUAGAAGCCAUAACAAAUGUAAAUAUAAUUAUGUAGAGAUAAUAUAAAUCUAAAAUGUUUGAUAUUUACAAUUGAUACUUUUUACAUUAAUUGUUUUAAAAUAAAUUUGUUAUCCAUUUCAAGUGUCAGUUUGCAAAACAUUAACAAAAUGGAUACAUAUCAUGUUGUUUACAUUUAUCCAAGGGUACAGUUCAUCCAAGGGAACUUUGCUGUUGAUGUUAGUGGAAGGUACCCUAUGAAAAUUCUUCAUAUUUUCAGUGCUUCUCAAAAUUUCUCUAAUUCCAAACCAACCACAAAGUGGGAGUGGAACGGGGAAAGACUACCUCAAAGGGAAUGUGUCUCUUACAACCCAACUGUUCAAAAGAAGCACAUAGGAUGCAUUUUACUAACCCUGCGUUCCAUGGCCAGGACCCAAACAGUCCUGUGUAUGAGCAGAAAUAACUUCUUGCACAUAGGGAAGUUGUUUUUUCUUUCCAGUUGCAGCAUUUUCAGCUGGGAGGAACCUCUAGGAGUUGCUCUUUGGCAAGGGGCUACAGAGGGAAAAGGAGGCAUGAAGAUGCAGGUGCAUAUACAGAAUACCAUGCAUAGUGCUGGGAUUUUAUCCUGUAUUUUCUCCUGUCUUUUCUCAGUUGUCCCUCUCCUCUUGUAUUUAACGAUUUCACAGUUACAUUUAUAUAUAAAAAGCAUACCACUUCUUUCUAUGGACAGCUUUUAUUAUAUGUAUUGUGUUAAAGGAUACCAUUUGUACUGCAGUUCUAGCAUGCUUGGAACUACACUUUUCAGUUUAACCACUUUUAUGUAACAGAAAUAAAUACAAGAAUAAAAGUGUAAAAUAA
Messenger RNA from Heteronotia binoei (common prickly gecko), 4947 nucleotides. It is a transcript of the gene SLF2, whose product is annotated as SMC5-SMC6 complex localization factor 2. The record is from RefSeq and is a predicted model, not a curated record. The transcript is spliced from 20 exons. The coding region runs from base 391 to 3003 and encodes 870 amino acids. Gene Ontology annotation, biological process: DNA damage response; positive regulation of double-strand break repair; protein localization to site of double-strand break. Gene Ontology annotation, cellular component: site of double-strand break; nucleus. NCBI's taxonomy places the organism in Eukaryota, Metazoa, Chordata, Lepidosauria, Squamata, Gekkonidae.